Messenger RNA from Urocitellus parryii (Arctic ground squirrel), 495 nucleotides. It is a transcript of the gene Tex46, whose product is annotated as testis expressed 46. Lineage: Eukaryota; Metazoa; Chordata; Mammalia; Rodentia; Sciuridae. The record is from RefSeq and is a predicted model, not a curated record.
AUGUUGGGGGAACUGAUGCUUGUUUUUAGGAAUUUCCUUGCCAUACUUGCUUCCUCGGGCACCCUGGGAGCUUUGGUGGCUUGGUUGAUAAGCUAUAAGCCAGUUUUGUUUGGGUUCCUAUUCCUUCUACUGUUGCUUAGCAACUGGCUGGUGAAGCAUGAACUCAAGCCCACCUCCUCAGAGAACUGUCAGGAGGAGGCCAUGAAUUCAAAGACUCCGGAAGCCCACGCCAACAACAAUAACCUGAACACAAAACAAAUGGAGAGGCUGCAGGCCUGCUUUGCGCUCCAGGACAAGAUCCUUGAACGGCUUUUGUUCAGUGAACUAAAGCUGAAGGUCUUGGAAAAUCAGAUGUUCAUCAUAUGGAAUAAAUUGAAUCACCCUAAGCGAUCAAGCAGACAUCGACAUUUCCCCACGAAGAAAGACAAAACGAGGAGGCAUGAUGAGUCCACGUUUUCCAUCCUCUCUGAUUGUACUUCCAACUCCCCCACCUAA